GUUGUAAUUCAUCUGACAUAUACCUCGAAAAAAAAAACAGAUCCGUAUCUCCUUUCAACUAAUACAAUUUUGAAACAUCAGUAGAAUUUUAUACUUCUGACUGUUUUAUUUACAAUUUGAAUCAUCUCAUAUGAUAGUACAAAAAAAUGGCCACUUUCAAAAUACACGAAGAUAGCGCAAUUAAAGAUGCAAUUUCAAAAAAGGAGAAUAUCUCGAGAUUGCCGAAAAAAAUACAACCGAACGGUAAAAGGACUGCUUUGAAUAGCUUCAGUAAUGGCGUUAGGCAAGAUUGUAAACGUAUAAAAAUAGUUUCGAAUAAAGAAAAUGUACCUCCUCCUCAGGUAAAGCCUAUCACUAAAAUGGAAGAGAAGCCCAAACUUGUGAUUGACACUGAUUUGUUGAAAAUUGUUCCUGGCGAAAAUAAAACCAGUGAUAACGAGGAUGCUGAGGCUCUUCCUUUGUUACAAACUUUGAAAUGUUCUUUAGAAUAUUCUGAGGAGAUCUUGAAAUUUCUGAAAGAGCAAGAAUCUGAGACACUGCCCAGACCAACUUACAUGGAUAAACAACCACACAUCACGUGGAACAUGAGGAGCGUCCUAGUGGAUUGGCUUGUUUGCGUGGCCGAUGAAUAUAACCUGAACGAGGACACCCUGUAUCUUGCAGUGCAAUACAUCGAUAGGUUUUUGAGUAAAAUUUCUGUGAUACGCGAUAAACUGCAGCUCGUCGGAGCAUCUGCUAUGAUGAUUGCUGGAAAGAUGGAGGAAAUUUACCCUCCCGUGCCUAAGGAAUGGGCCUUUCUGACCAGCGACAGCUACACUGCAAGGCAAGUCAUCAAGAUGGAGCAACUGAUCAUCAAAGUACUCGAUUUCAAGCUGGUGUCGCCAACUUCUUACACGUUCGUGAGGAAAUUCUGCGAAGAUCAUAAGAUCGAUAAGGUUACCACGAAUCUGGCCAUGUACCUGACCGAACUGGUCCUUCUAGAGGGCAAGCACUACCUGAACUUCAAACCGUCAGAAAUCGCAGCUGCCUCCAUCCUGUUCGCACGUUUCAACCUGAUGAAACCGAUCCUGUGGCCCAAGGAAAUGGAAAAAUCCAGCGGCUACACCAUCAAACACCUGAGCCCAAUAGUGAAGGCCCAGAGCGUCACCCUGAAGGGAUCCCCUCUGACGCCCCAACAGACCAUACAGGAGAAAUACAAGGGUAGGAAAUUCGGAGGGGUAGCCCUGUUGAAGCCCAGGGUCCUGAAUCUGGACUGCCUGGAAGACGGCGACGGUUGCUUAGCUGAACUGCCUCAGAGAAACUUUGGAGUAAUCGGCGAUAGGAGAAAGUAGAGUGUGGGAGAUCCAUUAUUGUUUUUGUUCGAAACUGGGGUUAUUGGCUAUAUCUUGCGCGACCUGUAUAGUAUACUGAGAUCGGUCCCCAUCGACAACUUCUCUGGUUGGAAGAGUUUUAAGAUCGAAAAGUUGAAGGGGGAGAAGUUGCUGAACGUUGAAGGGUGUUGCAAAAUUCGACUAAACCCAUGUGGACUUAUUUGUGUGAGCUGAGAGUGAAGCGUUUUCCUGUACCUGUUCUCGUUGUUAUUUUUGUACCCGAUCUGAUAUCGUGUGAUUUUCGAGAAGUCGCCGACGAAGGCACUAGCUUUAAUACCGUAUAAAUCGAUGGAACGGUCAUUUAAUUUCUUAUCCUAUAGAGGAAAGCAAAUCUGGAUGAUAUUUUUACAUAUGACUUAUAUACUUCUGUUUCCUCCUAUAUGUAUAUGUAUUUAUUUUGUUUUCCUCCUUUUUUAUAUGAACUUUUAUUGUAAAGCACUUUUGCUUUGAUUUUUAUUGAAACUAAUGUAUUUUCCAAGGAUUGAUUAGUCGCAUGGCAGAAUGGUGGUAUUAUUGUCAUGUUUCAUAUGUAUAAUUUUUUUAUAAUUUUGGGCAGCAACCUUUAUACAUUUUGGACAAUAAAUGGAUACAUUAACUUUAUAAUGGCUAUCGCAUAUACUUGUAAAUUGAUAAAGUUGUUAUGUUUUUGUUGUGCUAAUUUUAGAUUUGUUUGUUGUUAUUUUUCAAAUUGAGCGAAUCCUUUGAAGGUCAAUAAAACUGAGGUGAACAUA
This is a messenger RNA of Harmonia axyridis, 2101 nucleotides long. Its product is annotated as G2/mitotic-specific cyclin-A-like. Gene Ontology annotation, biological process: regulation of cyclin-dependent protein serine/threonine kinase activity; mitotic cell cycle phase transition. Gene Ontology annotation, molecular function: cyclin-dependent protein serine/threonine kinase regulator activity. The transcript has 5 exons. The record is from RefSeq and is a predicted model, not a curated record. The coding region runs from base 147 to 1331 and encodes 394 amino acids. Lineage: Eukaryota; Metazoa; Arthropoda; Insecta; Coleoptera; Coccinellidae. Gene Ontology annotation, cellular component: cyclin A2-CDK2 complex; cytoplasm; nucleus.